Messenger RNA from Plasmopara halstedii, 966 nucleotides. Its product is annotated as ceramide synthase 4-like. The coding region runs from base 1 to 966 and encodes 321 amino acids. Gene Ontology annotation, molecular function: sphingosine N-acyltransferase activity. Gene Ontology annotation, cellular component: membrane; endoplasmic reticulum. Lineage: Eukaryota; Oomycota; Peronosporomycetes; Peronosporales; Peronosporaceae. The record is from RefSeq and is a predicted model, not a curated record. Gene Ontology annotation, biological process: ceramide biosynthetic process. The transcript is spliced from 2 exons.
AUGCCUUGCUUUCUAACCGAAUGCGACCCCGCAGAAGAGGCUAAGCGCUUUGUCAUGGCCUUAGGAGGCCUAUAUUUAUAUCAUUACCUCGUUGAUACGGUGAUUAUUCGACCCAGUGUAAACUUUGUGCUGCGCAAAGGAUGGUUGACUAAGGACAAGAAGGACAAGAUGCGCGAGUCAUUGUAUAAGAAUGCGGCGGUUGGCGCAUUUCAUAUCUACGGUCUAUACGUUGGGUGGAAUGAGUCUUGGUUUUUCAACAAGCAGGAGUAUUUCACAGAUUUUCCAUACGUAGCCAAUGAGGCACAGCGCUGGUACUACAUGUUUUAUUUGAGCUUCUGGUUCCAAAGCAUUGAUUUUAUGCUAAACAUUACCAACAAACACUAUACUGUCAAGCGGAAGGAUAAUGCCGAGAUGCUUUUGCACCAUUUUGCAACCAUCUCGCUCAUGCUUUUUUCGUAUAGCGUUGACCUCACAAAGAUCGGAAUCUGUGUGCUCAUGCUCCACGAUGUUAACGACCUGAUGCUUGAAACAGCCAAGAUUUUCGUGUAUCUUCAGUGGGAGACCGUAGCAAACAUCCUGUUUGGCUUGUUUGCGCUGUUGUGGUUCAUUGUGCGCUGGUUCUUUUACUCGCAUAAUAUUCUACACAGCGCCUACGCCUUUGCUUACCGGGAUAUCGUCGCGUCAAUCAUGGAAGCCGGUACUUUUCACGGUUUUGAUGCACCCGUGUGGUACUGGGUCUGGGCUGUCUUUUUUGGGUUUUUGUGCUUGUUGCUUGUGCUUCACAUAUAUUGGGGCUUUCUAAUUAUCAAAAUGGUGAUUAAAGCGGUGGGCGACGGUAAUGUCGAAAAAGAUAUUCGCAGCGAUUCAGAGGACGAGGAAAAAAAGGAAGAGUCUAUUGAGCCACUUGAUGCGAAUAUUGCUGGUGCAGCGAAGCCCCAACGCCGCCGAACACCAAGAGCUGAAUAG